GAGAGAGAGAGAGAGAGAGGAGCGGAGUUAAUGGAGAGGGCUACAACUGCGCACAAACAGAGAUUUGAUCAGUGAGUUUAACUUGCUGGUGCCGGUCAGUGUGCAGUGAAGCCAUUCACUGCAAACAAGCCCUGCGCCCCGCACCGAGCCUCCACUAACUUGUUGAGCUGGGGCUGAAAACACUGACGUUUUUCUGAGAGGAAGAAGUUCAGGAACUCUGCGUGAGGCUGGAUUCCAUUUUGGACGUUAUUUAUAUGACAACACCUUUGUUGCAUUUGUAAUGUGGGGUGAUCAGAAGCAAGCGCGGAACCUGUGGAUUUAACCCCCCAAAAAGAAACACGGAUUUGGGACUGAUUAUUUCUUAUCUUGUGACUUGUAUCGCGUUGCUUCGGCGUGCAUGAACAUUUGCUGAAGAAGAAGAAGAAGAAGAAGAAGAAAAAAUUAAAAAUUAAAACACAGAGCGAAAAGCGAUGGAAGUAAGUGCGGAUCAGCCACGAUGGAUGAGCCAUCAUCCCGCGGUGUUGAACGAGCAGCAUCCCGGCUCACAUCACCCGGGCCUCAGCCACUCAUACAUGGACCCUUCGCAGUAUCCCCUCGCUGACGAUGUGGAUGUACUCUUUAAUAUCGAUGGACAGGGGAACCACGUCUCUCCAUACUAUGGAAACUCUGUCCGAGCCGUCCAGAGGUACCCUCCUCCUCCACACAGUAGCCAGGUGUGCCGUCCCUCAUUACUGCACGGCUCUCUGCCCUGGCUGGAGGGGAGCAAAGGCAUCGCCCCGCACCACAGCACUUCUCCCUGGAACCUGAGCCCCUUCCCUAAGAACCCCCUGCACCACGGCUCCCCGGCAAGCCUGUCCGUCUACCCCCCGGCCUCCUCCUCCUCCCUGUCCACCGGUCACUCCAGUCCGCACCUCUUCACGUUUCCCCCGACCCCUCCGAAAGACGUAUCCCCGGACCCAGGCAUAUCCACCCCGGGCUCCAGCAGCUCCGGGCGGCAGGAGGAUAAAGAGUGCAUAAAGUACCAGGUGACCCUGGCCGAGAGUAUGAAACUGGAGUCAGCUCACAGCAGGAGCGUGGCAUCAAUCGGAGCAGGGUCAUCCUCUGCCCACCACCCCAUCGCCACAUACCCACCCUAUGUCCCUGAAUACGGCCCAGGCCUCUUCCCACCAAGUAGCCUGAUAGGUGGGUCAUCUUCUAGUUAUGGUUCCAAAACAAGACCAAAAACAAGGUCCUGUUCAGAAGGUAGAGAGUGUGUGAACUGCGGGGCCACGUCGACUCCGCUGUGGAGGCGGGACGGUACGGGUCACUAUCUGUGUAACGCCUGCGGACUCUAUCACAAGAUGAACGGGCAGAAUCGCCCUCUCAUCAAACCCAAGCGGCGGCUGUCCGCAGCCAGGCGGGCAGGGACGUCAUGUGCGAACUGUCAGACGACAACGACGACGCUGUGGCGGAGAAACGCCAACGGGGACCCGGUGUGUAACGCCUGCGGCCUCUACUUUAAACUGCACAAUAUCAACCGACCUCUGACCAUGAAGAAGGAAGGCAUCCAGACCAGGAACAGGAAGAUGUCCAGCAAGUCCAAGAAGAGCAAAAAGUCCCAAGACAACAUGGAAGACUUCUCCAAGAGCCUGAUGGACAAGAGCAGCUCCUUCAGCCCGGCUGCCCUGUCCCGCCACAUGUCGUCCUUCCCUCCCUUCUCGCACUCCAGCCACAUGCUGACCACCCCGACACCCAUGCACCCUUCCUCGAGCCUCCCCUUCGCCCCCCACCACCCUUCCAGUAUGGUCACAGCCAUGGGUUAGACGUCCCCGUGCUGCAGCGCCCCUGAACCCUCGGCCUCGCCACCCACCACCACCGCCACCCACCACCACCAUCACCACCGCCGCCGCCACCGCCACCGCCACCACCGCCCCUCGGUACCUCUGCUGACCUGCUUCCAUAUCCUAAAAGACAAACAGACUGCUCCUCGGCCCGACCUACGCUCCCCCCGUCUCACCACCGAGCGAGCCGCGGUGCGAGAGCGACAGGCUUUCGGCUCCUUUGCCCUCAGUUGUAUCUUAUUUUUAUAAAAAUCAAAGCGUACCUCUGCGAUGUGAAUGCUUUGCAGACUUGACCUGACUGUGGCGCACUGACCUUUAAUGAAGACUUUUUAAUUAAGUAAGAAAAAAAAAAAGGAAAUAUGCCCUUGGGCAGCUAAUGACGAGAAGGGUACGAGUCACAGCAGGUGGAGAGACUUGCCGCCGGAGGAGCGAGGAGAGGACGCCUCCGAGGA
Seriola dumerili (greater amberjack) is the source of this 2272-nucleotide messenger RNA. RefSeq names its product GATA binding protein 3 (gene gata3). Gene Ontology annotation, cellular component: nucleus. Gene Ontology annotation, molecular function: DNA-binding transcription factor activity, RNA polymerase II-specific; zinc ion binding; RNA polymerase II cis-regulatory region sequence-specific DNA binding. Lineage: Eukaryota; Metazoa; Chordata; Actinopteri; Carangiformes; Carangidae. The record is from RefSeq and is a predicted model, not a curated record. Gene Ontology annotation, biological process: positive regulation of transcription by RNA polymerase II; negative regulation of transcription by RNA polymerase II; regulation of epithelial cell differentiation.